CGCUCUUUACCUUCCUGCGCCGUACGAUGGAGGCGGGACCGGUCGCGGUCGCGCUGUCGCUGCGCGGGGAGCGCAGCCUAGCCUGCGGCCGGGAGUAGAUCGCCGGAGGUAACGCUCAAGAGCAAGGCCUCGGGUGGGCUUGAGACAGGUUGGCCUAGCUCCCGGGCAAGUCCGCCCUACAGCGCUAUGUAGGCGCAGCGGCGCGUCUGGUGAAGACGCGAUAUACCGAUGGGAGACGGUUCUUCCCGCCGCGCAACUACUCCACCUCCGCAAGAAGCGGGAGAUUUCAAUUUGAAAAAGAAGCAGUUGUAAGCACCUUUUGAGAAGAAACUAUUUUGAUCACUUCACCAAAAUGGUAGUUUUUACCUGCAGUGCAUGUGGAGAGUCUGUGAAGAAAGGGCAAGUUGAAAAACAUGUAAACAUUUGCAGAAACUGCCAGUGCCUUUCUUGCAUGGAUUGUGGCAAAGAUUUCUGGGGUGAUGAUUAUAAGACCCAUGUGAAAUGUAUAAGUGAAGAUCAGAAAUAUGGUGGCAAGGGUUAUGAAGCCAAAAUUAACAAAGGAGAUGUUAAACAACAGGAGUGGAUCCAGAAGAUUCAUGAAGUAAUGAAAAAGCCAAACAUUAGCCCCAAAGUGAGAAACAUCUUAGAGCAAAUGCACACCUAUGAUAAUAUUCCAAGAAAAAAGGUCAAAUUUCAGAAUUGGAUGGUGAACAGCUUGAAUGUUGACAAUAGUGCUCUGCAGGACCAGGUGUGGGAGAUCUUUUCUGAAGCAACGAGCAACGGGCCAAGCAAAAAAGAACUAGAGAAACCAUUGCAGAAAAUAGGAAGCCAGCCUGUAAAAAGUGAAGUAAACCCAUUGUCUACAGAAAAAAAUGAAAUGACAGCUGGUAAACUUGAGAAGAGAGAGAGUAAAAGAGAGCAAAAAGAAGAGAGACAAAAGAAAAAGACAGAGAAAAAAGAAGUGAAAUUGGAAAGCCAACGAGAGAACUCGGAAAAUAAUAAAGGCAAAAAGCCUAAGAAAGAAAAGGAAGGUACUAAGAAUGAAAAUGAGGAAACUUCCAAAAGUAGUAGUGUGGAAAGGAAGAAGAAGAAAAAGCAUGAGAGGAAUAAUACAGCUCAGGUGGAAAUAAAUGGAAAUGGCAAUCAUAAUGAAGAAAAACAAACAAAUAUAAAGAAACAAAAACGUAAACAUCCAGAAGAAGAACCUUACACCACAACCAAAAGAAUGAAAUGUAUAAAAACAUCUGCAAGCAUGGAAACUGAAGAAGAAAUUGGGGAUGCAGAUAAAGGUAAAUUCAACUGGAAGGGAACCAUCAAAGCUGUUCUGAAGCAAGCCCCAAACAAUGAAAUUUCAAUAAAAAAACUAAGAAAAAAGGUUUUAGCCCAAUAUCAUGCAGUAGUUGGUGAACAUCAUAAAUCACAAGAGGAUCUUCUAGUCAUAUUUAAUAAGAAAGUGAACAAUAAUCCAAAAUUCAAGGUUUUAAAGGAAAAAGUUAAACUCAUGAAAUAGAAAAUGAGUGUUUUCAUAAUGCUCAAGUCUUACAAUUGCAGACUGUCCAAAUUCUCCUAUCAUGUAUGCAAACACAGCUUUCACUGACUUCAGUAGACGCUGAGUAUGUAUCACAGCAUAAUUUAGCUGUAAUUCUAUUCCUGGAUUCCCCACUCCUUUUCUUCCCUACACUGAUAUGUACAACUGAAAAUUUGGGAAUGGUUGCAUAUGUUUUCAGAAAUUUUGUUUUUACAGAAAAUAUAUUUUUGGUAGAACUUUUAACAGACAAUGGAAAACUGCUGCCCAUUCUAUUAAAAUCUUUUUCAUGUUACUGAA
This is a messenger RNA of Dermochelys coriacea (leatherback sea turtle), 1825 nucleotides long. It is a transcript of the gene LYAR, whose product is annotated as Ly1 antibody reactive. The coding region runs from base 353 to 1510 and encodes 385 amino acids. The record is from RefSeq and is a predicted model, not a curated record. The transcript has 9 exons. Gene Ontology annotation, molecular function: DNA binding. Gene Ontology annotation, biological process: rRNA processing; negative regulation of transcription by RNA polymerase II. Gene Ontology annotation, cellular component: nucleolus. NCBI's taxonomy places the organism in Eukaryota, Metazoa, Chordata, Testudines, Dermochelyidae.